This is a messenger RNA of Guyanagaster necrorhizus, 693 nucleotides long. RefSeq lists its product as uncharacterized. The record is from RefSeq and is a predicted model, not a curated record. The coding region runs from base 161 to 640 and encodes 159 amino acids. The transcript has 3 exons. NCBI's taxonomy places the organism in Eukaryota, Fungi, Basidiomycota, Agaricomycetes, Agaricales, Physalacriaceae.
GUUCCUGUUUCAUGUAUUUCUACACCAGGACCGGGUAGCACUUCUAUACUCAUUCAGACUGUCAGUCAAAGCAUACCACCAGGUUUCCCAAGCGACCUUCCACGCGCAUAAAGACCACCCACUCCCAACACACAGCAAAAAAACAAACACAGCUGAAACCAUGUUUUUGGUCGCCAUCUUCCUUGCUCUCCUGGCUGGCUUUGUCUCAGCAAACGGGGGUGUAAUCACUACGCCAACCAAUGGAACUGUUAUCAUGCCCGGCGAAUCCUUCGCUUUCAGCUAUGAUCCGAUGGCGGAUUAUAGCAUAUCCACAUACAACUACACCGUCUUUCUUUUCACAAAACUUCCUUCGUCCCUUUUCUCCUCCACCGAAUGGUCGAACGGGCACUAUUUUGGAAGGUUCGAUUAUCCCAAUUAUCCGGCGGUACCAUACUCGACCCAUCCAGCCCCAGCUAACCUGACAAUGCCGGACUUUUCCCAGAGUCCCCGUACUGGAUGGGGUAGUGGAGCGAAUGUCACCAAUGCGACGGUCUAUUUACUCGUCCUCGAAGAAUGGCUUACAGGAUCGGACAAUUUUGGUUUGACAAUGAGUCUUGCAAUCAAUGAGCUCAUUUAUAAUGGGACCACGUCGGGAUCGUGAUCGUCAACUUGCCCACAUUUUGGACCCUCGUGAAUACGUACAGAUUUCUGGAC